Messenger RNA from Cryptococcus deneoformans JEC21, 1519 nucleotides. RefSeq names its product mitochondrial carrier protein rim2, putative. Gene Ontology annotation, molecular function: pyrimidine nucleotide transmembrane transporter activity. The transcript is spliced from 6 exons. Gene Ontology annotation, biological process: pyrimidine nucleotide import into mitochondrion. NCBI's taxonomy places the organism in Eukaryota, Fungi, Basidiomycota, Tremellomycetes, Tremellales, Cryptococcaceae. Bases 94 to 1326 code for a protein of 410 amino acids. Gene Ontology annotation, cellular component: mitochondrion. The record is from RefSeq and is a predicted model, not a curated record.
AUGAGACUUGAAAUCUUCCGUAGGUAGUGCAUUUCUUGCCAUUUUUAUUAGACUCCCUCCUGGACUGUCUCCCGAAAUCGCCUAUACACUGCCAUGUCGACACAAUCUUUCUCCCAAUCGUUUCUCUCCUCCACAAACCCAAGUUCUUCCCCAUCCCCUCCCGCUGCGCCACCCUUAAAUUUAUCCGCAAAGACGGAGAAGAAGCUGCAAGGAUGGCAACAUAGUGCUGCCGGAAGUAUGGGCGGUAUGACUGGCGCCAUUGUCACUUCUCCAUUUGACGUGGUCAAAACCCGUCUGCAGUCAGACAUGUUCAGGCAUUCAUCUGACGAAGGUGUACGACAUGCGGCGGAGGUGGCCAAGAAGGGUGGUAGUAGUGGAGGUGUGAGGGGUGUCAUGUGGCAAUUUGUGGAUACCGUAUAUCUAAUCAAGCGGAUAGCUGUGGAGGAAGGUUGGAGAGCUCUUUACAAGGGCUUAGGACCUAGCUUGGUCGGUAUUAUCCCUGCUCGAGCAAUCAACUUUUACUUUUAUCCAACAUCCAAAGUCUACCUUGCCAAGCAAUUUCCUAAUGCGCCCACUGAGAAACCAGGACAAACAGCAGAGGAUAGUCCGGUUAUUCACUUGGGUGCGGCAGUCGUAGCUGGUAUCAUGACAAGUACUGGAACAAAUCCUAUUUGGGUGGUGAAAACUAGACUGCAGCUUUCGGCGAGAAAAAAGGAGACGGGCGUCGUUUCGGCAAAAUCAGGAUCGAUUUUGCCCAAACCCAUAGCCGCCUCUGCUGCCUCCCUUGCUAGCCAGGCCUCUACGCCCAUCACUGCAGCAGCAGCAUCGGCGGCGUCGACCAGGACAGUUGCCAGGUCGUCUUUGACUCCCGCUUUCUCAAUGACGAUGGAUAUUAUAAAAAAGGAAGGUAUCAGAGGGCUGUAUAGAGGUUUAUCGGCCAGUUAUCUGGGUGUCUCUGAGGGAGUGAUCCAGUGGGUCUUGUAUGAACGAUUCAAACGAUUAAACGCCGCGACCACGACAGGUCUUGAAUCCCAACCUCUCCUCUCCUACAUCCCUCAUAUCGUGGGCGCCUCGGGCGGUGCCAAGGCGGUCGCAUCUCUUAUCACGUAUCCCCAUGAAGUCAUCCGAACACGUCUUCGUCAACCUGCCCUUCCUGAUGGCACCGUCAAGUACAAGGGGUUGCUGCAGACGCUGAAGCUCGUUUGGAUGGAGGAGGGCGUGGGUGCAUUGUAUGGCGGUUUGACGGCGCAUUUGUUCAGGGUGGUACCGAACGCUGCCUGUAUGUUCUUGAUCUAUGAGCUGGUGGCUGCCAAGUUGGGCGCGUGAUACCCCGACUGAAAACGCAGAUCUGCAAGGAGAAGGAUUUUAAAAGGGGGCGUGAUGGAUACGUCUCUCGAGUCAGAUAUCACACCACUCGAACCUUGAUUCCAUAAAUAGAUAGAUAGACUCAUCUCUCAAUUUUGUCAAAGCCUAGUGUAACAUUACAUUCAUAUAUUAUUGCCCUGCAUGCAGAUACCCU